AUGGACAACAUUGCUUCGUCAAACACAGCUGGUGGAGGCGCAGGCCAUAAGCCACUGAUGUUUAGAAGUAUGUUUGCCACGAUGGACCCUCACUUCACAUUGGAACUCAUCAACAAUAUAUGUCGUGGCGUAUCAUCACAGAAGACAUCCGACAUCUUCUACUCAUUGAUAGCUCUAUUGGAUGAGCACUUUAUCGAGUUGCUACGUGUCUACAUUAGGAUACUUGAGCCAUCUCAAUCAUCAGCAUCACCUAGUGUUGCCAACAGCGUCAUCAUCAAGAAGAGCAACAGCAGUAGUAGCAUAAGUGAUGAUGAUAACUCAUUCCUGAGUCAUAAGAAUGUCGUGAACAGAAUGGCAUCAGCAUACCUCAAGACACAUACAUCACAUACUAUAGAGACAUUACUGACUGCUCAACUACAGGCGAUAUCAACAGGAAACCAUGGUACCAAUGGCGAGCUGAAUGGAGACAUGCCACCAUUGCCCAUGAUUGGACUUGGUGGCGCAGCCUAUGACGAACAUACACUUCUCCAACUGGCAACAUCUAUCAUCAAUAGUCUACACAAGUCUGUGGACAGGUACUCACCGCAGACCUAUCAUCUGAUGGAGGUGCUACUGAAUGACACACGAUCACUCGGUCAAACAUACCAUGUCGAGCUAGCCAAGCGUGUAUUCUUCACGAAGCUCGUCUGCCCUAUCCUGGCCAAUCUGAAGCCAGCGGCAUGGCCCAUCACCAGUAACACCAAGCGACUGUGUGUCGAGCUGUCCAGGGUCAUCUCAGAUAUCGUGGAGAAUGGCGGAGUCACCGACAUCAAUGGCGCCAGUCCAAAUCCUAGUCCAAGUCUAUCACGCACGAUGGACUCACCUCGCCACCUCCACACUCAGCAACUCGACCCAACACUCUUGAUCAAUGACUUUAUAACACUUAUGGGCAGUCGCUUCCAAAAGACAUCAAGCUAUUCAAACAUCAACUCAUUGAUGGCCAACAGACAGACGAGUGGCCCCGUCUCCAACAAGGACGAAGCCUUUGCCUACUUUGUCCACUAUCUCAAGACCGAGUACGUUCAGCUUGACGAGUUCUUCCGCAAGUCCAAGGACGCCGGUGGUUUCCAAGCCGAGCGUAACUUCUAUCUCUACGGAAUAUUCAAAGAGCUCAUCAAUGGCAUCAAGUCGAUGUCCAUGGGCAUUGGCUUGGGAGGCUUCAUGAAGCCUAGUAUCAAUGGGAGCAACGUAGGAGGAGGAUCAGGAGGAUCAGGAGGCAGCGACAUGACACCAGUUAGCAUAACUCAUAGUCGAUCAAGGUCGGGCAACUUGGACAGCACCAAGGACAUCUCUGGGUCACCAUCAACAAAGCGCGAUCAUAGGGAUGGCGGAGUGGGCAACAUCGUCGAGUUUAAGAAGUGGGCUUCAGACGAGCUCAAGUCGACAUACAAUGGACGAUCAUACAAGCGUCGUUGCCAGGUGUUGGACACGCCAAUCAAACAGAAGGAGGUGUUCACGUUCAACAUCUUCCUCUCAGACACCAAUGUCGUGUUGAAGAGUAUCCGUGUGCCAAUGACUGCCACUGUUGGUUCGAUAGUUAGUCGAUUGUUAAGUGGAAAUGAGAUGCCAGACUUGGUCUUUGGCUCAGCUUCAUCGGUAUCCGAGUAUGAGAUGUGCAUUCGAUAUGGCGAGAGAGUACAGAUAUUGGGCACAACAUGCGAGGCGGGAAGUCCAAGCGAGGUUAGGUGCGAGCUCGACAUGCCCCUGUGGAUGUAUGAUGUAGGGACAUACUGCCAGUUCGUCUUGCGUCCACAGAAGAAGCGAUCGCAACAGCAGCAGCAGUUCUCAAUCUACCUCAAGUGUUUGUGCCCGUCAGUGUCAGAGAGCCCGAGCACACUGUCACCACGCGAAGCAGUGUCCCCCGCGACAAAGACCAAUAGCACGCCCGUGAUCAUACUGGCGAGUCUCCAAUCAACUCCAACUUCCAUCAUUAACGACAUCCUGCUUAAGCAGAUCGUGCAGCUGGACCCAGCGCGACUUAGUCUCUUCCUCUACGACAUGGAGGAGACUGCCACCAGCACGACACCCAUACAGCUCGCAAGCGAACGAGUAUUGGCCAUCAACAAGAUAGGCUCAAUGGACAUCAUUGAGUGCGGUUAUCGACAGGCCUACGAGCUAGCCUCCACUCUCAAUGGCAACUACUUCACCACGGCUAUUGACCACGAUACAACAAUCGAGAACGCCACUGGAUCACUUCUCGGCUUGGUCGAGAGCCAGAGUCGACUUGGGUUCGGCGCGGCCGCCCACCACGGCUACACGCUGGCUCACGUCUCGCAGAUGAACAGGUUGCUCAGUGUGUUGGCUUCGGGUAGCAAACUGUCCGACUACCAACUGAGUGUUGGCGAUGAGGUGGUGCUGACACCAGUACGACUAGUUACCACCGUUGAUAUCAUGGCUAGGAACAACACAAACAACAACAAAGAGUCAUCAUUGACGCAGACUCAUCAACAACAGGGUGGAAAUAGCAGACUUGUCCAAUACCUUACGAACAAGGAGAGAUUGUCAAGAAACAAGUUGUUGCAGCAACAGGACGAGAUUGCCAGCGCAGGCACAGGGGCGACGAUCCGCCACGUGUUCAGAAUCACUUGGAUCGGACCAAGCCAACCGCCCCACACUCAAUCACACACCAACUCAAACGCAUCAAUCAGUAACAGCAACAGCAAUAGCAGUGGCAACCUACUGAGGAGUCCCCUCCAGAUCUCGAAUGGUGGAGGUUCAUUCUCACCACUCCUCAUCAACAACAACAACAACAAGUUGAACUUGGCACCAAUGGAGAGGAAACAAUCAAUCUUCUUGUCAAACACUCUUACCCUCGACCCGUCAUUGGUAUCGCGCAGCAAGGUGGACUACUGUAUCAACAGCGACUUGAAGUUGUGCUUCUUGGGUGACGAGAACCCCGACAAGUACGCCCUGUUCAACAUGUUCUUGCGCGCAACAGUCAACCGAUAUGAGACUCCGGGACCCACCAGUCCAUUCGGCGGAAGCAGUGGCAGCAGCAUGUUUGCCAGCCCGCUGGCCAAGUCGACCGAGGUGCAGGGUACCGAGUGUGGUGUGCGCUUUGCCGACUGGACAUUCAUGCGACCCGACCAGAUGGACUACCUGUCGACAUACAAGAUGUACUACUUUAGUGGAGUGGAGCAGUUCCAGGCGACACACCCUCUUUUCAUCACGCCCGAGUCGGUGUUUGUGAUCACCUACCCAGCACAACUACUAGUAGAGUCGACCAUUGAGUAUUGGAUGCAGAUCAUACAGGCUAAGGCACCCGGCUCAUCAGUAGUGAUCAUUGGCACGUCCACAGACGACGUGUCCAAGCGCACGCAGUUGGUGUCACAGACACUGUUGUCGCGAUACACAAAUGUGGCACACAGUGUAGCGGUCAACAUCAAGAGUCUAAGACAUGUUCGUGACCUGAUAUACACAAUCCAGGACAUUGCCAAACAGAAGCAAUUCCGCAACAAGAUACCCAUCUCUUAUGUCCUACUCAGGAACCAGCUGCUUGAGACGGCGCGCGAAGCUGAGCGCACCAACUCAGUGCCAGUAACAUCGCGAGCACGAAUCGCCUCUAUUGCCAAGUCGAUCGGGCUGGCCAAAGAUGAGGUUGAUGACGCCAUACUCUACCUCCUGCGCUGUGGUGACGUCCUUUCUGGCAACAAUGGAAGUGUAGACAAUGGUGGACAGCUGGCCGAUCUGCUCUUCCUGAGCCCGGCAUGGCUGUCCAAGCUACUGGCCACCGUGUUCACGUUCAAGCACCAGAAUGGCUACUUGAUGCGAAGCUCGAUGUACAAGGCAUGGGAGGAUCGAUACCCACGCACAUGCUUCGCGUCCAUGUCCAUGCUGCUCGAGCACUUUGACAUCAUACACAGCGGAGGCGACAACGAUUCUGAGAGCGUCAUGGUGCCCAUGCUAUACAGCGAGGAGAAGCCAGCGGUCACCGCCGGUCUCUGGCCCGAGUUCCAGGCCGCCGACGUUCUUGACAAGGUGCACCAUGAGCGCAUCUUCCAGUUCCAGUUCCUUCCCAAGGGCUUCUUCUCGCGUCUGUCCAUCCGGCUACUGCAGGUAUUCGACCCGCUGUCGAUCUGGUACAACGGUAUUGUGUUGCAGUAUGGAGGCCAAGUGUUUGGAGGAAUUGCACGCGGUGAGAUUGGCCAGACAUGCAUCGAGUAUGAUUCGACACACUACACACUCAAGGUGAUGGUACGCGACAAACACAAUGGCACGAUGCUCAAGAAUCUGAUCGAGAUCAUCUCGUCGUUCAUACUCUGGUACUUCCCCGACCGACUCGUGAACACAUACGUCACCUGUACCCACUGCAUCGAGCAGCGUAUACGCGACAAUCCAACACGAUUUUCAUUGGACGUGCUGGAGAAGGAGGCAUCACAGGGCAACAAUCAUGUGUUGUGUAAUGCCACCAACCUCAUACGAAUCAAUGAGCUUGCAUUUGAGGUGACGAUACACAGCAACAAGUCAUUCUCUAUCAUUGACACUGAAGAGCUGAUGGUUGGACCACCUCUCGGCUCUGGCUCGUUCGCCACAGUCUAUAGAGGUAUCUGGAACCAAUCCGACGUCGCCAUCAAGAAGCUCAUCCUAGACGAGGACGACACAAGCACAGAGAAGUUCAGGGAGUUCAGACACGAGGUGCAGAUCAAUGGUGAGCUACAUCAUGAGAAUAUAGUGUCGCUCAAGGGAGUCACGAUGAACCCUUUCUGCAUUGUGACAGAGUUGUUGCGAUUCGGAGACUUGUCCAAGUUCUUGCGAAACACCAGUGAUGCAUUCACAUGGUCCACCAUUCUAAAGCUUGCCAUGGACAUUGCCCAAGGCAUGAACUUCCUACACAGCUGCAAGCCAAUGGUCAUCCACAGGGACCUUAAGAGUGCCAACAUCCUCAUUGGAGGACAAUCAAUGGAUACAUUGGUGGCCAAGGUGUCUGACUUUGGACUGUCAGUGCGCCACAUUGACAAGGAGGUCAAGGGUAGGAAGGUGUGGAAUUGGAGAUGGUUGGCACCAGAGAUAAUCAAGAAUAUGCAGUACACAGAGAAGAUUGAUAUAUACUCGUACAGCAUGGUCAUUUGGGAGUUGAUCACGAGGGAGGUGCCAUUCGAGGAGUUCUUUGCCGAGCUCAAAUGGAACAACGUCAUCGAGGACAAGAUCAUUGGUGGCUUGCGACCAACAAUACCUGCCACAUGUCCCGAGGCAAUGGCCAAUCUGAUGCGAGACUGUUGGCACGACGACCCCAAGCUGCGUCCAUCAUUCGCCGACAUCAUCACCGCACUAAAGAGCAUGCAGCAAUCAUUCCCGCUGUCCACCAAGGUCGAGUACUCUCGAUCCAUCUAUGAUGCGGAGGGUGGUGGAGUCGGAGACUCACCCUCGUCGGGCGGCGAUGCGACUGCCACGCAGACGUCAGAUAUUUCACCAUUCAUCACGCCACGAAGUCUGGCCUGUUCGCCAAUCUCUGAGGCGCUGAUGGAAUCACCACGCAGCUACACAUCGAGAGUUGGCGAAGAAGGACUUGGAAUCAACAUACUCAAACAGUCUUUGAGCUCAUCAUUCACGUUCUGUCAGCAAGAGGAGAGUCCGAUCGCAUUCAAAGAGUGUCUAUCGUCUGUGUUGACAUCUUCCAUCUUGUGCAUGAUGUACGUGCACCUGCGCCAGGAGCCCCAAGUAUGGUGUGGAUGCGCCGAUGGUUCAGUGACUGUUAUCAACGUCCACACCAAGGUGAUCAUAUCAUCUUACCGUAGUGCCGAUGCUACCAAGAUCCUGGGCAUUGUGCGAGUGUACAAGUCUAGCAAGAUCAACCCACUCACUGUGGACGAUGACAUCCAAGUUUGGGCCUACCAUCAGGAUGGUAUCACAGUCUACGACCCGAAGCAACCCUAUAAGCCACUCAAAGUGAUCAAGACUAAUGUUGGAUCAAUGUUUGAUGAUGGCAAGUCUGUGUUCUGCACUGGCAAAGAGAAGAAUGUACAGGUCAUCAAGGUGUUUAGCAAGACGAAGUUGAAGUGUAAGAAGACUAUAUCACUGGCCAACAGAAUGGCGGUCACUCUCGACAGCUACCCAAUCACAUCGAUGUGCUUGGUGAAGGGAGUCACAUCGGGCGUGCGAUGCUGGAUGGGCAAUGAAACGCGGACAUCUAAGCUUGGCCGAUACAUAUGGGUGGCGAGCGAGCGAACGCUGAGCAUCUACGGCAGUUCCAGCACGGGCGUGCAGAUUGCGCCUCAGAAGAAGUACGACAAUGUGACGGCACGCGUCAUGAGCCUGGCGCUGCACGAACGACUGGUGUACGCGCCCUGCUGGGAUGGCUCCAUCCUGGUGUUUGACAAGGACACGCUGCAGUGCGUGCACCACUUUGUCAAGAAGCACUCGUCCGAUCCCAUUAGCUUCAUCGUCUCUGUCAAGACAUCGUUGUUCACAUCAGAGUUGUGGGUAUCUGGUUGGGACAAACGUAUAGCCGUCUAUACAUUAACUUCAUCAGACAGCACAUCCGAUCAUCAUCAUACACACAUUCAAGGAGUGUCAGCAUCAUCAUUCGAUGACAACAUAAUCUACACCAUCACUCAUCCCAAUUUACUACCAUCGUCGUCCAACCAUACCAACUCCUCUUCUUCUUCCACAAUGACUGCACAGUCAUAA
Messenger RNA from Acytostelium subglobosum LB1, 6666 nucleotides. RefSeq lists its product as hypothetical. Gene Ontology annotation, molecular function: ATP binding; protein binding; protein kinase activity. Bases 1 to 6666 code for a protein of 2221 amino acids. The transcript is spliced from 6 exons. The record is from RefSeq and is a predicted model, not a curated record. Gene Ontology annotation, biological process: protein phosphorylation. NCBI's taxonomy places the organism in Eukaryota, Evosea, Eumycetozoa, Acytosteliales, Acytosteliaceae.